AUGCUGAAACAGGGUUAUCUGUUGCCAGGCGUCCAAGAGCCUUUCAAGCCUUGUUGGCUAACACUAUGUACAAAACUGGAACCUGCUGUGGAAACUAAUAACAGAAAACGACUCUCUGCUGAAGCACACUGGGAACUGAGGUGUACACUAAUCACAGAAAACGACUCUCUGACACUCAUCACACUGGGAACUGAGACUGGUCUUGAAUUCAUUCCACAUCCAAGUCACAUCUGCGAGUAUGGACGAGUGACUGUGGCUACAGUCAACGAAACACGUUUAACAAGGGGAGUAACUCUGAAAACUCUCUCUGUUGGAAAGACGAGCGAUCCAGAAAAGAAGGAGAUUGCGAAUUACUCUGUUGAUCUGUGGUCGGAUGAGUCUGACUCUUCGUCUGUGAUAGAGUAUCUCAUCAUCUUGAUGGAGCAGAUGGAAAACAGACAGAAGAAACUCAAGUCUCACCCAGUGACCAUUGUCUUCAAUGUUUCCGACACACAACAAGCGAUAUCACUCUGUAUCAUGAACAACAUCAUGUCUACUAUUUCGGUUGACAAGGAGGUUGAGAUUUUCAACAACGUCAGACGAUUCCAAGAUGUCUUGCCAAAUGUGGAAUUCACUGAGGAAUCCUUUAGACUCUUUUGCCAGCUGGCGUUUGUGUACCUGGAAUCGAUUGGAGUGUACACCAAUAUUUGACACUGGCUAGGGAAGGACUAGACACUUCAGCACAUUGUUUAAUGCUUUCGAGACACCUGAGUACAUUGUUAAGUGUUUUAGAGAAACACGAGUACAUUGUUUAAUGCUUUAUAGACACAUUGGUGUAUUGUUAAAUGUUUUAUGGAUGCCUAAGUACAUUGUUGAAUGUUUUAUAGACACUUCAGCAGAUAGUUUAAUGCUUUAAAGACACAUGAAUACAUUGUUUAAUGUUUUAUAUACACGUCAGUACAUUGUUUAAUGUUUUGUAGAUACAUCAGUACAUUGUUUAAUGUUUUAUAGACACGUUAGUACAUUGUUUAAUGUUUUAUAGACAUUUCAGUACAUUGUACAUUGUUUAAUGUUUUAUAGACACUUCAGUCAUUUAUUUAAUGCUUUAGAUAGUACUAAUAACUUCUGGCUGGGUCAAAGGUCGAGGUGCACCCAACUUUUGAUAGAGAAGUGAACACCACAAGUCUUGUGAUUGGUGAUAAAUGUGAGUGUGUUGAUUGUAAAAAAAAAAAUAGUU
Molecule: messenger RNA, 1216 nt
Organism: Gigantopelta aegis
Lineage: Eukaryota; Metazoa; Mollusca; Gastropoda; Neomphalida; Peltospiridae
Exons: 6
Coding region: 1-690 (229 amino acids)
Biological process (GO): protein dephosphorylation
Molecular function (GO): protein tyrosine phosphatase activity
Source: RefSeq, a predicted model, not a curated record